AUGGCCUUAUAUCAGGACAGUCUAAAAGAACAGCGUUUAUCACACUGCCAUUCACUUGCUGUAUCCAGGUAUUUCUUUGACAAUGAUCUGCUGAGCACUGAGCAGAGAAUCUCCUAUGAGGAGGAUGGCUUCCUCCUUAUCAAGGGCCUGGUGUCUGGGGAGCACAUUGACAGAUUCAGGGCGACGUUUGAGCGGAUAUUCCGUCGGGAGGUGCAGGUCCCGGGGCUGGUGGUGAUGAGGGACGUGUCCAUCGCCAAGUCAGAGUUCGUCCCUGACCAGAAGGCCAUCUCCAAGCUGCAGGACUUCCAGGAAGAGCCUGAGUUAUUCCUCUACUGUAGCCUGCCUCAGAGCAUUGGGAACUGCCACAGUGCAGUGGUCUGA
Salvelinus namaycush (lake trout) is the source of this 381-nucleotide messenger RNA. Its product is annotated as phytanoyl-CoA dioxygenase, peroxisomal-like. NCBI's taxonomy places the organism in Eukaryota, Metazoa, Chordata, Actinopteri, Salmoniformes, Salmonidae. Gene Ontology annotation, biological process: fatty acid alpha-oxidation. Gene Ontology annotation, molecular function: phytanoyl-CoA dioxygenase activity. The record is from RefSeq and is a predicted model, not a curated record. The transcript has 4 exons. Bases 1 to 381 code for a protein of 126 amino acids.